Pelecanus crispus (Dalmatian pelican) is the source of this 2315-nucleotide messenger RNA. It is a transcript of the gene DPY19L3, whose product is annotated as dpy-19 like C-mannosyltransferase 3. Gene Ontology annotation, cellular component: nuclear inner membrane. Gene Ontology annotation, molecular function: mannosyltransferase activity. The record is from RefSeq and is a predicted model, not a curated record. Lineage: Eukaryota; Metazoa; Chordata; Aves; Pelecaniformes; Pelecanidae.
AUGACAACUGUAAGACAGAGAAGGGUUGAAAAAGGCACAGAAGCGGCUGGAGAUCAUCAGCCUUCAGAGGAGAAGAAUGUGAAGCCUGAUGGGAAAAUUCUGUCUGAUCAUACAGGUGGAAAGCUGUGGAACAUACUCUCAAUAACUGUUGGUGGAAUUGUUGCCAUCUCUCUUGGACUUCUUACUUCUGUUUAUGUUGCCACACUACAUGAAAAUGACCUGUGGUUUUCCAAUAUUAAGGAAGUCGAAAGAGAAAUUUCAUUCAGAACAGAAUGUGGACUUUAUUAUUCCUACUACAAACAGAUGAUUCAGGCUGCUUCCAUCCAGCAAGGUUUACAUGGUUUAGUAUAUGACAAUAAAACUGAAUCUGUGAGGACAAUUAACAUACUUGAAAGAAUGAAUGUUUACCAGGAGGUGUUUCUCAGCAUUCUGUAUAGGAUUCUUCCAAUUCAGCAAUACCUAGAACCCGUUUAUUUUUAUAUCUACACUUUGUUUGGACUUCAGGCAGUUUAUGUCAUUGCUCUGUAUGUAACGAGCUGGCUUCUUAGUGGAACAUGGCUUUCAGGGUUGUUGGCAGCUUGCUGGUAUAUUACAAACAGAAUAGAUACUACAAGAGUAGAAUUCACCAUUCCUUUAAGAGAGAACUGGGCACUACCAUUCUUUGCUGUUCAGAUAGCAGCCAUCACAUACCUACUCAGAACUCAUUUACAGCCUGUUCAAGAAAAAUUGACACUUAUGGCUAUAUUCAUAGCAACAUUUCUCUUCAGCCUGACUUGGCAAUUUAAUCAGUUUAUGAUGCUGAUACAAGCAUUGGCAUUAUUCAUACUGGACUGUUUUGACAUGCUUCCCACAGCAAAGGUUACGUGGCUCUAUAUCAUUCAGAUUUCUGGAUUACUGCUAGUGUGCGUCCUACAGUUCUUUAAUUCUAUGAUUCUUGGAUCAUUACUUAUAAGUUUCAAUGCUUCUGUCUUGAUAGCAAGAACAAUCCAGAAAAACCUAAAAAAGGGUGGCUUGCUUAAUAGGCUUGGGAAACUUAUCCUCCAUGUACUAUUAGUCUUGUGCUUGACUCUCCUAAUAAAUAAAUUCAUCAAGAAGAUUCUUAAUCUUGAGUCAGAUGAACAUAUAUUCAAAUUCCUGAAAGCAAAAUUUGGAUUUGGGGCAACAAGAGAUUUUGAUGCUAACCUAUAUCUUUGCGAAGAAGCUUUUGGUUUACUACCAUUAAAUACUUUUUCAAGACUCUCGGAUACAUUACUUUUUUACGUCUACGUAUUUGUUCUCUUCCUUAUGACACUAGCAGCUGUAAUUGUUGCCUUUCGGAACCUCAGUGGUUCAAAUCCAGUCCAGUUCAUGGAAAAAAUGGAAGAAUGCACAAUAACACUGAAGCCUGAUGCUGCUUACAACUUAAUUCAUACAGUUCUUUUUGGAUGUCUGGCAUUAAGCACAAUGAGAAUGAAGUACCUCUGGACAUCGCACAUGUGUGUAUUUGCAUCUUUUGGCCUGUGCAGUACAGAAGUAUGGAAAGUUAUCCUGAAGUGUAUUCAUCUCUACACAUCACAGAGGAUGCAUGCGAUUAAGUAUUCUAUACCAAUAAUUGCAUUACUAUACAUUUCACAUAAGUUCUGGCCAGGAAUAAUGGAUGAACUGUCAGAGCUGAGAGAAUUCUAUGACCCAGACACUGUGGAGCUGAUGAACUGGAUUAAGUCAAACACUCCAAACACAGCAGUGUUUGCUGGGAGCAUGCAGCUAUUAGCAGGAGUCAAACUGUGCACUGGACGGACCUUAACUAAUCAUCCCCAUUAUGAGGAUAAGAAUCUGAGAGAGAGAACAAAACAGAUUUAUCAGAUCUAUGCCAAGAGAUCUCCUGAAGAUGUUUACAGGAUACUGCGAUCCUUUGGCACAGACUACGUGAUCCUAGAGGACAGCAUUUGUUAUGAAAGAAGACACAGUAGAGGCUGUCGGUUACGUGACUUACUUGAUGUAGCUAAUGGCCAUAUCAUGGAUGGUUUGGGAGAGAAUGAACCUGAUUUGAAACCUUCGCUGUAUCCUCGCUUCUGUGAGGAAAUUAAAAAAAACCUGCCUUCUUAUACCAUACACUUCACUAGAGUGUUUCAAAACAAAACAUUCCAUGUUUACAAACUUGCUAAGCAUAAAUAACAUUUCCAACCAUGGCUUCAAGUUCAGUAUUUUAAUGCUAGGACCCACAUUAGAAAAUGCAGACGUUUACAAACAUGUUACAUUUGUAAGACAUUUUACAUCGAUGGUUUCUUGUUUAAUUACUGUGAUUCUUAAUUUUUUAGACAGUUUAGUUUUGAUAA